Molecule: messenger RNA, 1311 nt
Organism: Penicillium paradoxum
Lineage: Eukaryota; Fungi; Ascomycota; Eurotiomycetes; Eurotiales; Aspergillaceae
Product: NAD(P)/FAD-dependent oxidoreductase
Exons: 2
Coding region: 1-1311 (436 amino acids)
Biological process (GO): retrograde transport, endosome to Golgi
Cellular component (GO): late endosome; cytoplasm
Molecular function (GO): oxidoreductase activity
Source: RefSeq, a predicted model, not a curated record
AUGUCGACCGUUAUCCUGGGAGGAGGCAUCAUUGGAGCCUCAAUUGGUUACUAUUUAUCUGCCAAUCAGCCAGAAGGCGAGAUUCAUAUCAUUGAACAAUCUCCAGAGCUGUUCACAUCAGCCUCGGGAUAUGCUGCUGGUUUCCUAGCUAGAGAUUGGUUCGAGCCGUCUCUCGCCCCUCUUGCUGCUCUGUCUUUUGACAUGCACCAUGAGCUCGCCGCCACGCGGGAUGGAAACAAGAAGUGGGGAUUUAUGAAAGGAACAGCAUACAAUUUGGAUACCGUUGCCCAGCGCAAGCGAGGUGGUCCCCGCGGUGACGAUUGGUUGCGAACCGGGACCAGUAGAGCAGAGACUGCAUCCGGAUCCGAAGAUACUGCUCCGGUUCAAUUUCCGGAGUGGUUAACGAAGCAGAAAGAAGGGAUUCUAGAGAAGAUCAGCCAGGAAGGAACCGUGGCCCAGGCGGAUCCGUUGCGGCUGAGCCAAUUCCUUAUGGAUGAUGCUAUCUCCCGUGGCGUCAAGCUUCAUAACCCAUCCCAGGCCACGGCAGUGAUCAAGGAUGGGAAUGGCAUGAUUACGGGUGUCAAGAUUGUGUCCUUGGAUUCCAACAAGGAGUCGAUAAUCCCAUGUACCAACCUUGUCCUGAGUGUCGGAUCGUGGACCCCACAGGUACUCAGGGACCUGUUCCCUUCCUCUCGGGUAUCAUUCGAUAUCUCACCCUUGGCUGGUUAUUCGCUGGUCGUUCGCUCCCCUCGGUAUACGAUGGAGCACGAGAGAAAUGUGCACGGCGAAAGGAGCGAUGCGGUAUUCACAACACACCCUCCGUCAUGCGGUUUCAGCCCCGAGAUCUUCCUCAGGGAGGGUGGUGAGAUUUAUAUUGCCGGCCUCAACAACACCACGAUGAAACUUCCCUCUUGUGUCGCAGAUACCAAGCAUCUUUUUGACCCUGCCGAGAUGCAAAAACUCAAAGAUGUCGCAGUUCGUUUGAUGGGAGAGCCCCCCAAGGGUACGACCGAGGCUACUGAUGAUGCAGUCAACACAGACGACCUAGAGAUUGUUCGUGAAGGCCUAUGCUUCCGUCCAGUAGGAACUACUGGUGUCCCAACAAUAGGCCGAGUCGAGGACCACUCUUUGGGAGGAGUACGAGCAAGCCCCAAGGGAGGUGUUUUCAUAGCGUCUGGACAUGGACCUUGGGGGAUCUCUCUGAGCCUGGGAACUGGAAAGAUUGUUUCUGAGAUGAUUAAGAAGCAAAAGCUGUCAGUGGAUGUAAGCGGAUUGGCAGUUCAGGACAAAGGUCCUAGCUCUAAACUGUGA